AUGAGCACGGCGCAAGAAACAGCAAGCUGCGGUACCAAGACAUGUGGCAACCUGAUUAUCUCGGAUCCAUUCUGGCUUGUCCAAGAGCAAGAACUGGAGAGGCCAUGUGGUUUAGUAGACUACCAGGUUUACUGCUAUAAAAAUAGCCCGUUCCUGAGGAGCACCAUCCACGAUGGGUUUGGAAUCCAAAAUAUCUUCUACAGGAACCACACCUUCCUCGCUGCUGAUAUUAACAAAAUGGAGGACUUCAACCGCUGCCAAGUUCCGAUCACCAAUACAUCCGUCAAAAUCGGCUUUCUGCCAUUCAAUAUCAGCCAUGCCAACCGAGAUCUGCUCUUCUUCUAUGAUUGCAUCGGUAACCCGGUGGUGCCGCAGCUGCGACAUGGACUUGUGCCCAUGCAUUGUGGCAACAACUCAUUUGUUCAUCUCGGCCGAGGGCCCUACAUUGCUUCUCAUGACUAUGCAGAGUACUUCAUAGAGGGUUGCAAGACCACCCUUGUGCCAGUACUGGGAGCAUCAGCAAAGACGGCGGACGCAGGUGAUUACGAACAAUUAAUCAGGGAUGGUUUUCUGUUAUCAUGGCCAGUGGUACCUGAUCAGUUUCCAAGACAAGCUUAUGGUAGGCACAACAUCAAGUUAAUUUUGAUAGUUUCUCUAUCUGCUACAGUCAGCUUGCUAACAUUUCUAGUUUGGGGGGUGCAUCGACAGAAGCAAAAGAUUAGUCUUUUCAUCCUCCGAAAGCAGACUGGUAAUAAAUCAAGCAUGGAAGAAAUGCUAAGGAGGUAUGGAUCUUUGGCUCCGAAAAGGUACAAGUACUCAGAGCUGAAACAAAUGACUAGCUCUUUCAAGGAUAAACUUGGAGAAGGUGGAUAUGGCACGGUAUUUAGGGGCAGCCUACAGGAUGGCUGUGUGGUUGCUGUGAAGCUCCUAAAAGUUUCCAAAGGCAAUGGAGAGGAGUUCCUAAAUGAGGCAAUUAGCAUUGGUAGGACAUCACAUAUUAACAUUGUCGGUCUGCUCGGUUUUUGCUUAGAAGGAGCUAAGCGAGCCCUUGUUUAUGAGUAUAUGGCUAAUGGUUCACUGGAAAAGUACAUUUACAUAGAGAAUUCGGAUUUAGUUAUUGGAUGGGACAAGUUACAGCAAAUAGCACUUGGCAUCGCACGUGGAUUGGAAUAUUUGCAUCAAGGAUGUAGUACUCGCAUCAUCCAUUUUGACAUCAAGCCUCAGAAUAUACUUCUAGAUCAAGAUUUUUGUUCCAAAAUUGCAGAUUUCGGUUUAGCGAAACUGUGUCACCUCAAGGAUAGCAUCCUCUCAGUCGCCGAAGCAAGAGGUACCAUUGGAUUCAUUGCUCCAGAAGUAUUCUCUAGAGGUUUUGGUGUCGUUUCGACAAAGUCAGAUGUUUAUAGCUAUGGAAUGAUGCUGCUGGAAAUGGUAGGGGGGCGAAUAAACGGAGAAAAAGUUAAUAUAGAGAGCUCAAGCGAUACCUAUUUCCCAAACUGGAUUUAUGACAAUAUAGCAGUACAUGUACAAAGUUGUGAAGUCAUCUGCGACCUUGAAGAGACCAUGAGAAAGAUGGCGUUAGUUGGGCUGUGGUGCAUACAAACGAACCCCGGAAACCGUCCUACGAUGAGCAAGGUGAUUGAUAUGUUGGAAAAGAGCAUCAACGAAUUAGAGAUGCCACCGAAGCCGUUCCUUUCCUGUCCCUCAAUCCCGUCACAUUAGUCGUCUCACACAGGUUAUGAUUUCAUAAGAUUUUCUGCAUCCCCUGCCCUGCUACCAUAUCCCAAAAGUAGGAUGAAGUGGAUAAAUGUAAAUUCGAAUUAA
Messenger RNA from Triticum aestivum (bread wheat), 1821 nucleotides. Its product is annotated as PR5-like receptor kinase. Gene Ontology annotation, molecular function: protein kinase activity; ATP binding; polysaccharide binding. Lineage: Eukaryota; Viridiplantae; Streptophyta; Magnoliopsida; Poales; Poaceae. The record is from RefSeq and is a predicted model, not a curated record. Gene Ontology annotation, biological process: protein phosphorylation.